UUUCAAUUCCAAUUUAUCCGAUCCCUUUUGUAUCGGACGUUUUCGGUCUUCGCUUGCCUAUCGAUUUCGUGACCGUCUUGCCCAAUUCCGUUCCGAUCGCUUCCGAUCGCCUAAUGCUGGCAGAUCACUAGACCGAUCGCCGGAUAGCCACUGCAACUGGCGCAAGAGGUCGUUGAUUUUGAAAUCCCGGACACUAUGGUUUUUGGAAUUUGUUUUGAGAUGUUAGUAGCGUGAACAAGAUGGGAGAGUGCAUUCAUAGGAAGGAGAGGUGGAUGUAAGCUUUUUAUGGUUGGUUAAGGAUGAAAAUGGCGGGAAGUACGAGGAUGGAAUCAACUUCAAGCAGUAUGGAUGGAAGUCAUGGAACAAACUUCCCUCCCGCCUAUCAAAAUGGGCAGCGUGGGACACAUUUACCUCCUGGUUUGGAGAGGUCCGGAAGCUUCCGUGAGAACAUGGAGAACAGAAGUCUUUUUGCAGGUCCUGGUACAUUGCGAAAUGCAGCUUCUUCAUCAGAAGUACCAACAGUGUCACAAUAUUUACCAUUAGAUACAUUUUCAUGGGGUGAGCAAAGGUUUUCUCGCACUGGAGAAAUAAGAAGGGUUUUGGGUGUCACAGUGGAGGAUCACACUUUUGGAUCUGCACAGUCAAAACCAGUCCCUCCCAUUGCACCAGAGGAUCUAAGGCGUUUGAAAGGCAGUGUAUAUGAGUCAUCAAACAGAGCACGGGAGAGAUCAAAGUCAUUUCAAGACUUGGCUAUGAAAUUGGACAGAUAUCGCAAUUUGGUCUCACGGAAACGACAAAGAAUGGAUCAGUCAAAUGAGAAGUCAGGCACAUCAAAUCCAAUGAAGAUGGGAAAUCAGACUCAUCAAAGUCCAACAGAACUCGCAAGUCCUAGACUGGAGGACAGAAAGAAUGCAAUACCUAACAAACGUAUUCGCUCCUCGAUGGCGGAAGUACGGUCAGAAGUUCGUGGUGCAAUUCCACCAAGGCAAGGUGUGGUCGAGAAGGAUAGGAAUGUGCUCUUUGAGAAGGAUAAAACUAUGCUUCGGGGUUGUAAUGGAGGAUCUGUUCCUUCAGAAGACAAGAUGUGUGGACUCCCUCCAAUGGGUGAUGGAUGGGACAAAAAAAUGAAAAGAAAACGUUCUGUUGGCCUUAAUAGAGUGAUGGAAAGUGAUAGAGAGAUUAAGUCGAUACAACAGAGACCUAGCAACGAAUCCCGCAUGCGAUCGUCUGAUGCCAUUUCUUUCAGACCUGGCUUGUCUAGUGGAACCACAGUAAGUAACAAGAUGGAUGGCUGUUCCCAACCGAGUGUUUCUAACUCUCGUGGCACACCUAAGAUUGAGCUAGAGAGUGGCUCUGUUCCUAAUGAAAGGCGAGAAUUUUCUAGUGGAGUUGACAAUGAACGAAUCAUGCAUAAAGGCGGCAAUAAGCUAAAUGUUCAUGAUGAUGGUCAAGCUGGAAAUCAAAGUUCUUUGGUAAAAGGGAAAGCAUCGAGGGGACCUAGAACAGUUUUAGGUGCUUCAAUGAACUCAUCACCUAGUUUUCUUCGUUCAUCCGGAAACAUUGAUGGGUGGGAACAAGGUACUGGCGCAAGCAAAGUUCAGUCUUCAACUGUAGCCAAUCGCAAACGACCAAUACCUAAUGAAUCAUCAUCUCCCCCUGUAACUCAAUGGGUUGGUCAGCGGCCACAAAAGAUCUCUAGAACCCGAAGGGUUAAUGUAGUUUCCCCUGUCUCCAAUUUGGAUGAAGCUCAAUUUUUAGCCGAAGGAUACCCAACUCCUGAGGUUGGAGCUAGAAUGACAACAAUGGACAACAGUGGGCUUUUAGUUCCUAGGGUCAUACCCAACAAACUGAAACAUGAUAAUGUCCUUUCUCCUGCUGUAUUGUCAGAAAGUGAGGAAUCAGCUGCUGUUGAAAGCAAGUUUAAGGAUAAGGGAAAUGAUAGUUUUGAGCUAGAAGAUGGUGCACAAACAUCACUUAAGGUGUCAAGUUUUCUUUUGCCUACAAAGAAGAACAAGACUCCUCCAAAAGAAGAGAUUGGAGAUGGAGUUAGGAGACAAGGAAGGAGUGGGAGAAGCUCAGUACAGUCAAAAGCUUGUUUACCAGUAGCAAAGGAGAAAAUGGAAAGUAUUGAUGCAAAUAAACCACUAAAGAACAAAAAGAUGGGUCCUGAAAGGAGUGAAAGCAGGAUAGGUCGCCCUCCUUCAAAGAAGAUGUCUGACCGAAAGGCUUAUGCACGUCCACAAAUCAUGACGAGUGUGUCCUCAGAAUCAGCAGGUUCCAUAUUCGAUGCCAGAACAUCAACUGAUGAUCGUGAUGAUUUACUCGCAUCUGCAAAUGAUGCUCGCAGUGCUAGCUGUAAUGCCUGUUCUAACAGCUCUUUCUGGAAGAAAAUGGAACCUAUUUUUGCAUCUCUGACACUGGAGGAAAUAUCUUUUGUCAAGCAUCAGAUACAUUUUGCCGAGGAGGUAGAUGCAAGUUUAUCUGACUGGCCUGAAACUGACCAUGAGGUAAUAUUAUGUUUUAGGGAUUUGCAAGGUGGUCGAGGUAGUUCAAGUCAUAAGGCUGGAAUUACAAAGGUUGCAAAACAACUUGCAAUGGCCUUUGCUAAACGAACACUGGAGAGAUGCCAUAUAUUUGAGAAAACUGGUCGAAGCUGCUUCAGUGAAUCAACUUUACGGGAUAUUCUCUUGUCAGGGCCUCCAAACAACAUUGACACUAGCCAUACUGAUGGAUUUGGUUCCAAUAGUUAUGUGGAUUUGCGCAGUGGGGAAUUUGGUGUUCGGCAAACAGGUCUAACGACUGUGAAACAUGGACUUGGUAAAAAGAUGGACCGAGGUCUGUCGGAUCCAUAUCAAAGUGUUCCUCAGAUGGGUGAGCAUGCUGUUACUAAAAGGAAGAAGGAAGUGCUUCUAGAUGAUGUCACAGGCGCUGCUUCUAGAUCCCUAUCCACUCAUGCUCAUUCUCUGGCAACUAGUACAAAAUGGAAAAAGAGUGAAAGAGACCAGGAACAGAAUAAAGACGCAUCAGGAAGAAGCUCUACUGCUAAAGCCGGUCGUCCAUCAUUAGGCAGCGGUAGAGGCGAACGCAAACUGAAGACAAAACCUAAGCAAAAGAUAGCUCAGUUGUCAACUUCAGGAAAUGGCCUUGGCAGAGUCACAGAGACAGACAGCGUCACAUCACCAGCAUUGCGUGAGGCAUUUGAGACGGUCAAUAGUUCGAUUGCUAAAUUUGAUCAAGAAGUUGAAUUGCAAAGUUCAAGUAACAGGGCGCAGAAUUCGUCUAAAGAAUUUGAUGAUGGUAUCUUUACAAAUCUUCCACUUAAUGGGAUAGACCCCAUUGAUGAACUAGAUGUUGCUGAAGGCCUGGGCGGACAAGGCCAGGAUAUUGCAUCCUGGUUGAAUGUCGACGAAGAAGCAUUACAAGAUCAAGAUCUAGUCGGCCUUGAAAUUCCAAUGGAUGACCUUUCAGAAUUGAAGUUGAACUUUUAAAGAAAGCCGACCAUGCUGUAUCUGGAUAUUGAGAAUUCUAGGUCAGACUCCAUUUUCUCAUAACUAACAUGUGAAAUUGUCUAUCCCAGGUCGUUAGGAAAAUGUAACUAGGACGUUAUUCUUUGAUAUAAUUUUUGAGUUCUUGGCAGAUCCCAAUUGUUUUCUGUCACCCAGCGCCGUUCGAGUACCAAAUUCCAAAAUCCAUCAAACAUUUGUGUAAAUUCUACCACGUCAUUAUUUUGCAUUAUAUAGCUUGUCUAGUCA
Zingiber officinale is the source of this 3752-nucleotide messenger RNA. RefSeq lists its product as uncharacterized. Bases 300 to 3488 code for a protein of 1062 amino acids. The transcript has 13 exons. The record is from RefSeq and is a predicted model, not a curated record. Lineage: Eukaryota; Viridiplantae; Streptophyta; Magnoliopsida; Zingiberales; Zingiberaceae.